AACAUAAAGAGAAACAAAUGGCUAGAGGAUCUCGUUUUUUCAUCAUCCUUUCGAUAAUCUCAUUGUUUGCAAACACAAUCGAUGCUCGAAUACUAGAUCGACAUAGUUUUCCUGAUGGAUUCGUUUUUGGAACGGCUGCGUCUGCGUAUCAGUACGAAGGAGCAACAGAUGAAGGUGGCAAGUCUCCAGCUAUAUGGGACCACUUCAGCCGCACUUACCCAGAACGGACGAAGAUGCAUAAUGCAGAUGUAGCGAUUGAUUUCUAUCACCGUUAUAAGGAUGACAUAAAAUUGAUGAAGGAGCUAAACAUGGACGCUUUCAGAUUUUCAAUCUCGUGGGCCAGACUGAUUCCAACUGGAAAGCUAAAGGAUGGAGUAAACAAAGUAGGUGUACAAUUCUACAAGGAUCUUAUCGACGAACUUCUUGCUAAUGACAUACAACCAUCGAUGACACUAUAUCAUUGGGACCAUCCACAAUCUUUGGAGGACGAAUAUGGUGGCUUUUUAAGCCCUCAAAUUGUAGAAGAUUUUCGAGAUUUUGCGAGAAUUUGUUUCCAAGAGUUUGGAGAUAAAGUAAAGAUGUGGACAACGAUCAAUGAACCAUACAUCAUGACUAUUGCGGGGUACGACCAAGGUAACAAGGCGGCUGGUCGAUGCUCGUCAUGGGUAAACGAAAGAUGUCAUGCGGGUGAUUCUAGUACUGAGCCUUACAUUGUUUCACAUAAUAUUCUUCUUGCUCAUGCCGCUGCGGUAGACGAGUUCAGAAAGUCUAAACAAAUAUCGCAUGAUAGCCAAAUUGGGAUAGUUUUGUCACCAAGAUGGUUCGAGCCUUUUCAUUCUGACUCUACUGAUGAUAAAGAAGCAGCUGAACGAGCUCUUGCUUAUGAAAUUGAAUGGCAUCUAGAUCCAGUGAUUCAUGGAGAUUAUCCAGAGAUUGUGAAAAAAUAUGCAGGAGAUAAGUUACCUUCAUUUACUGAGGAAGAAUCAAAUAUGUUAAAAAAUUCAUCAGAUUUUGUCGGAAUAAACUACUAUACAGCACGCUUUGCUACUCAUAUUCCUGAGAUCGACCCAGCAAAGCCUCGGUUCAAGACUGACCAUCACGUCGAAUGGAAACUGACUAACCACAGUGGCCACAUUAUCGGAGCCGGGGAUGCAAGAAGCUUUAUAUUGUCACAUCCAGAAGGCCUGCGAAAAGUUCUAAACUAUAUCAAAGACAGAUACAAUAACAUCCCAGUCUACAUCAAAGAAAAUGGAAUCAAUGAUAACGAUGAUGGUACAAAACCAAGAGAAGAGAUUCUCAAGGACACAUUUAGGAUUGAAUACCAUGACACACAUAUCCAACAACUUCACAAAGCUAUAGUUGAGGAUGGGUGUGACGUAAGAGGAUAUUAUGCUUGGUCAAUGAUGGACAACUUUGAAUGGGAACAUGGGUACACUGCUAGAUUUGGUCUAUACUAUGUUGACUUUAUCAACGGUCUAAAACGUUACCCAAAAGACUCGGUUAAAUGGUUUAAACGGUUUCUUGAGAGAUCGAUCGGAGAGACUAUAGAAGAGGAAGUGAAGAAGAUGUCACGUGCGGGUAGGAAUAAGACUCUGCAUGAUCAAGUGGGUUUUGAUGAAUCGUUAGGAUUUUUCGUGUCUUUUAUGGCGACGAACCAAUCGAAGAGAGAGGAGGAGAAAAAUCGUUGCUCGUCUGUUCUUCCUUAUAGCCGUUUCGAUGUUUUGAAGGAAGUAAAGGAGUCAUCAUCAUCGUUUUAUUGA
Messenger RNA from Raphanus sativus (radish), 1760 nucleotides. RefSeq names its product beta-glucosidase 30. The transcript is spliced from 12 exons. NCBI's taxonomy places the organism in Eukaryota, Viridiplantae, Streptophyta, Magnoliopsida, Brassicales, Brassicaceae. Gene Ontology annotation, molecular function: beta-glucosidase activity. The record is from RefSeq and is a predicted model, not a curated record. Gene Ontology annotation, biological process: carbohydrate metabolic process. Bases 18 to 1760 code for a protein of 580 amino acids.